This is a messenger RNA of Chaetomium strumarium, 1042 nucleotides long. RefSeq lists its product as uncharacterized. The coding region runs from base 156 to 881 and encodes 241 amino acids. The record is from RefSeq and is a predicted model, not a curated record. Lineage: Eukaryota; Fungi; Ascomycota; Sordariomycetes; Sordariales; Chaetomiaceae. The transcript has a single exon.
GAGAGUCGAAAGUUCACCACCCACCUCAUCGCCGAUCCCCAUCAUCCGCACGCUGCAGAGUCUGAUCCACCCGGUCUAUCACACUCCGAUUAUUGUCUUGUCUCCCCGCUGGCCCCGCCGCCACGUCCGGCGCCAAUCGGUUCAACUCGUUAUAGAUGUCCGAGUUCGCCAACAGCUCCUCGGACGUCAGAUGGCCCGUGCCUUCGGUCGAGAACGACGGGGUGGUGGUGGUGGUGCUGCUCGAAGUUGACGACCGCACAGACCCGCUCGAGUGGACGUCGAGCGACCCUGCCCCUGUCGAGGCCGCGUACUGGUGUUGUUGCUGUUGGUGCCCGGCGGACGACGAAGUGGACGGGUGGUUGCUGGCUCGGCCUGAUGAGCUCUUUCGGCCUCCGCCUCCGCCGCCGGCUUUUGAGGAGGACAUGAGUGUUGGAGUGGUUUCGUGUUCGUGUUGUUGGUUGUUGAGGCUGGAGGGGAGAGAAGGGAGAGCUUCAGUUUGCGGGGUACGUCCUCGAUCCUCUUCUUUUUGUGUCCCUGGUGUUCCGAUGCUCUGCGGUGGUCUGUUUGACGGAAAGAUGUGCCUUUGCUCUCUUCGCUCAAAACACACACAAUCCGAACGCUUCUCAAGGGGCUCGCCAAGCCUUUAUAUCUCUCCCCCCACCCUUUCUCAUCCCCGUUUACACAGGACAGUCAUUCCUCUGGCUCUUGGCAUGGCCUUGUCAUCGUUGGCUACCCGUCGUCCUCCUCACCAUCGUUCGUUUGACGUGGUUCCUCCACGGAAAGCUGCAGCCUUCGUGUCAUGUUGCUCCGGUGAACGCGACAAUGGACAAUCCGGUAGUGUCUCGUUUCUCUCUGAUAGUAGUUGCUGUGUUGCUUGUUGAUGGGGUGAAUGGGGCGGCGCUGUGCUCUCUGCUGGAGUUGGCCUGAUCACUUCGGUUCCCUAUUGGCUCAGGUCCUGGAUAGCCGGCAGUCGUUUUGAGGUUGUGGACGGGGAUGAUCGCUCUCUGUACGCUUCACUGCUCCAAUAAGCGGAUCACGGGUG